ACCGCGCCGCAAUAUUCCGGCAUUAACUUGUAUAUACGGCAGUUUCCCAAAUAAAAAACAACCAGAAUGUUCGUCGUACGUCGUAGUGCAUCCCGCCUGUACCCCGCUGGAAUCCAGCUGGCCAAGAUGAGCGGCAGCCAGGUGGGCGACCUGGGCAGUGGAGCCGGCAAGGGAGGCGGCGGCGGUGGCUCCAUCCGCGAGGCCGGAGGAGCCUUUGGCAAGCUGGAGGCUGCCCGCGAGGAGGAGUACUUCUACAAGAAGCAACGUGAGCAGCUGGAUCGCCUGAAGAACGACCAGAUCCACCAGGCUGAGUUCCACCACCAGCAGAUCAAGGAGCACGAGGAGGCCAUCCAGCGCCACAAGGAGUUCCUCGACAACCUCCACAAGUGAGCCGUGCUCAGUCGGGAGAAAGUGAUCACGCAGAUGCGAUAACUCGAGACAUUUACUUAAAUGCAUUUCACCCAAUUUUGUAUUUCCCCAAGUGCUCACUAUUUUGUACUAUUAACCAGUCAAAAAUGUUCAAUGUAUUUGAUAACCGCAUCAAUAAACUACCCAUUUUUUAAUGGA
Molecule: messenger RNA, 567 nt
Organism: Drosophila subpulchrella
Lineage: Eukaryota; Metazoa; Arthropoda; Insecta; Diptera; Drosophilidae
Product: ATPase inhibitor A, mitochondrial
Exons: 4
Coding region: 67-390 (107 amino acids)
Biological process (GO): negative regulation of ATP-dependent activity
Cellular component (GO): mitochondrion
Molecular function (GO): ATPase inhibitor activity
Source: RefSeq, a predicted model, not a curated record